GGAUAUAUACAUAUUGUCGAUAAUAUAUACACACUGCCGAGGAUGUCCGCUUUAUGUUACAGUUUGACUUAAGACGAAAUCGGUUCAGCUUCGAACUUUGUGUCAGUUUAAACCGCGAGUAUUAGAGUUGCAAGAUUUUUAUAAAGUUUUGCUUUUUUAUACUGUAUAUAUAUAUAUAUAUAUAUAUAUAUUAUAUUUGUAUACAUAUAUAUAUAUUUAGUUUUUACAUAUUUUAAUCGUAAAUUACCAAACGUAAAAAGAAAAAAAAAGAAAAAAACACGAUGGUCGCUAUAAGAAUCUCUAUCUUCGUUUUAUCAUUGGUCCUCUUCGAAGCUGUUAACGGCGAACGAAUCAGAAUUGCGGAUUAUAAAGAAAACGACUCGAACAUCGAAAUGUUGCUAGCUAAAGGGGAAAAUGAAAGAUCGAAUUUACUAUUGAAACGUCUAAAACGCGUGUCCGAUCAGAGAUUGGCGGAGCUCGAGACACUUUAUACCCUUAAUAAAAUAAAUAUCGUAACUUCGACUGGCCGAUCUGCUUAUAUUAAAAUAAAUCCGGAAUUGAUAGGACGACGAAAACGAAGUACUCGUGAGAAUCUUUACGAAACAAAAAGAAUCGGUCGACGUACAAGCGAAUCGAUCAAAGAUGAAAUCCUCAUUAGAUGAUUUCAUUUUGCAAUUGAGGGACACUGAGAGAAAUUGAGGAAAGGGACACUCCUCGAUAGAAUAAAAGGAAUAUAUAUAUAUAUAUAUAUUUUUAUAGAAUCGUCGGAAACGAUCUAUAAUUAUCUAACAGCGGUAUUAAAUUUGGGACACCUGUGUUAAGGAUCGAAGGGACACUUUUUUUAUAUAAUUUUUAUAAAAAAAGAACGCUUUACUAAUUUAUUUAUUAUCUGCGAACUAAUAUUCAUCCAAAAAUCACCUCACCCCCAUUUUCCCCGCUCCUUAACCCCCACCCUCUUUCUUCUACAGUAUUUAUAAUAAAUAACAUAAUUAAGUAAUCCAAAGGAGAAUUUGUAAAAGGAGCAAAUUUUUCGAUAAGCACUUGUUGAAUGUAAGAACGAAUGAAAUGUAAAUAAAAAGAAAAAGCUUAAUGUAACGUUAAAA
This is a messenger RNA of Vespa mandarinia (Asian giant hornet), 1103 nucleotides long. RefSeq lists its product as uncharacterized. The record is from RefSeq and is a predicted model, not a curated record. Lineage: Eukaryota; Metazoa; Arthropoda; Insecta; Hymenoptera; Vespidae.